AUGAAACCGAAUGACAAAAAAGAUUUUCUAAAGUUUGUAUCGUCGGUAAAGUUUCCCGAUGGGUAUGCUUCUAAUAUUGCGCGUUGCGUGAACGUUGACGAGGUCCAUGUGACGAUUCACUUGCCAGAAGAGGCAUUGCUCGUUGGUCCUGUUAACUAUCGCUGGAUGUAUCCAAUAGAAAGGGCGAAGCCCGAAGGAUCAAUUAUAGAGGCUUGGGCUCAAUAUGAGUCGCUUACUUUCUGUGGAAUGUAUUUAAAAGAUGUGGACACGGCUUUCAAUCGUCCUCAACGCAAUAAUGGCGGAGGUCUAAAAAAUGAGAAACUUUCUGUUUUUGCCCAAAGCGCACGACCCUUUGAAGAUCCGGUACGAGGAGAGUCGUUUUCCAGAAAUGACAUGGAGGUAGCGCAUUGGUUUGUACUUAACAAUUGUGAUGAGAUAAUGGCAUACUUAGAUGAGCAUGAAGAGAUGAUGAAGCGAGAACAUCCAUCACAUUUGUAUGCCAUGAAAUACUUGAAGAGUUAUAUAACUUGGCGUUCGGCGCGAUUCGCGCUGAAUUAUUCUCGGGUUGCCAUGUUAACGGCGUCAAGUUUUUGGGGACUGCACGAGAUGACAAGUUGUGUACGCAAAACACUUCGAGGUACAAAUUUUAUACAAGAAUCGUUUCAGCUUCAAGGAGUGUUUUCAAUCGAAAUACCGAUUCAGUCAAUUACAAUUGACCUCGGUAAUCUUCCACGAUACGAAGUUCCAAUGGGCCAGAAUAACGAAAGUGAUGAGGAGGAGGAUUGGGAGACCGAAAGUGAUGAUAGCGAAGAUAACGAAACUUAUUAUAGUUUAGAUGAUGAUUAA
Molecule: messenger RNA, 846 nt
Organism: Prunus armeniaca (apricot)
Lineage: Eukaryota; Viridiplantae; Streptophyta; Magnoliopsida; Rosales; Rosaceae
Source: the annotation of a GenBank genome assembly